AUGUUAACCGAACCUCGCCCGACCGAAUUACUUGUUUGGCUCCCUCGAUCUCCCUCCGUCCUACAGCGGCUAAAGUCCAUCAACUUCUGCAGUUAUAGAUCCGCAGAACCCACCCCACUCCCCUCUGUCGUCAAAUCGACGCCGGAAGUCAUCGAAUCGGCGUCGGAAGUCAUUGAAGCCUCGAAACCAGAGGUCUCCGUAGACAAUAUCGAGGAGGAAGAAGAAGAACGACAACAAACCAUGGACGAGGUUUAUGGGAUGAUACAGGGCCACUGCAUCAGUAGGGUGAAGUCUGACACCCGGCUGGAAUCUGGUGAAUCCCUAGUGAGGCUGCCGCAAAGGCUGAAGAAGUUGGCGAGUGCGAAGUCAGUGUUCGCACAUUUCAAGGAAAGCGACGUCGUUGAGAGCCGCCGGAUGGCCACCGUGAGGGAGGGUAAGGCUCGAGCAACGGAGCAUUAUGGGGAGGCAGACAACGGGGUCGACGCUAGGGCCGAUGAUUUCAUCAGCAGGUUAAGGCAAUAG
Molecule: messenger RNA, 522 nt
Organism: Malania oleifera
Lineage: Eukaryota; Viridiplantae; Streptophyta; Magnoliopsida; Santalales; Ximeniaceae
Exons: 2
Coding region: 1-522 (173 amino acids)
Source: RefSeq, a predicted model, not a curated record